This is a messenger RNA of Carica papaya (papaya), 1998 nucleotides long. It is a transcript of the gene NPC1, whose product is annotated as non-specific phospholipase C1. The record is from RefSeq and is a predicted model, not a curated record. Gene Ontology annotation, biological process: phospholipid catabolic process. Gene Ontology annotation, molecular function: hydrolase activity, acting on ester bonds. Lineage: Eukaryota; Viridiplantae; Streptophyta; Magnoliopsida; Brassicales; Caricaceae.
AUGGAGUUCCCCAUUUUUAUUCUCAAAGCAUAUGCCGAUGUGUCCUUAUCCUCUUCCUUCAAUUUAAUUUCCUCACUACUUCCUUCCCCGGCGACUUCAUAACAGAAGGUUCGACCUUUUUUCGCUUUUCAUCAAAUACCCGGGAUUACUCCGGUUUCCUUUCGCCGGAAAAUGGCUUCCCGGAAAGUACCAUUAGCCAUCACUCUACUCCUCUACCUGAUAGUUUGCUCCCAGUCUCGCAGCUUUGAUAAUUUACAAAAGCGCAAGAGUAUCCAAGGACCAAUCAAAACCAUAGUGGUCCUGGUAAUGGAAAAUCGCUCAUUUGACCACAUCUUGGGUUGGCUCAAGUCGACCCGACCCGAAAUCGAUGGGCUGACCGGCGCUGAGUUUAACCGGUUCAAUGCAUCUGAUAUGAACUCCCCCGAGGUUUUCGUCUCGGAUGAUGCUGUGUUCGUUAAUUCGGACCCGGGCCAUUCCUUUCAGGCGAUCCGGGAACAAAUUUUCGGGUCGAACGACAGUUCCGCGAACCCGGCUCCGAUGAACGGUUUCGUGCAACAAGCGGCGGGCAUGGACCAAGGCAUGGCGAAGAACGUAAUGAGCGGUUUCAAACCGGAGGUUUUGCCGGUUUAUACCGAGUUAGCGAAUGAGUUCGCCGUGUUCGAUCGGUGGUUCGCGUCGGUUCCUGCUUCGACUCAGCCAAACCGGUUUUACGUCCACUCGGCGACCUCUCACGGAGCCAUGAGCAACGUGAAGAAGGAUCUCAUCCUCGGAUUCCCGCAGAAAACCAUCUUCGAUUCCCUGGAAGAAGACGGGCUGAGUUUUGGAGUUUAUUACCAAAAUAUCCCCGCUACUCUCUUCUUCAAAUCCCUGAGAAAGCUAAAACACGUUACCAAGUUCCACGACUACGCACUCAAAUUCAAAUUGCACGCUACGUUAGGGAAGCUCCCCAACUAUGUGGUGGUGGAGCAACGGUACUUUGACAUUGACCUGUUUCCCGCCAACGAUGAUCAUCCGUCGCAUGACGUGGCGAUCGGACAGAAGUUCGUGAAGGAGGUGUACGAGAUACUGAGGAGUAGCCCGCAGUGGAAAGAAAUGGCGUUAUUGAUAACCUACGAUGAGCAUGGUGGGUUCUACGAUCACGUACCGACUCCUGUCUCGGGCGUGCCUAACCCGGACGGUAUCAUCGGACCCGACCCGUAUUACUUCCGUUUCGAUCGGUUGGGUGUUCGGGUCCCCACGUUCCUCAUCUCGCCGUGGAUUGAAAAGGGAACUGUUAUCCAUGAGCCAGAUGGGCCUACACCAAGUUCUCAAUUUGAACAUUCUUCCAUCCCAGCAACUGUCAAGAAGCUUUUCAACCUGAAAACAAACUUCCUGACCAAGAGGGAUGCAUGGGCUGGUACUUUCGAGAAGUACUUUUCCUUACGUAAAACUCCACGUGAUGAUUGUCCAGAAUCCCUACCAGAGAUAACUAGGUUAUUGAGGCCAUGGGGACCAAAAGAAGAUGCAAGUCUCUCAGAGUUCCAAGUUGAACUGAUCCAGCUUGCAUCACAACUCAAUGGCGAUCACGUUCUGAAUGCUUACCCAUAUAUUGGCAAACAAUUGACAGUGGGUGAGGCCAACAGAUAUGCGGAGGAUGCUGUCAAGAGGUUCCUGGAAGCUGGAAAGGCAGCACUAAAUGCCGGAGCUAAUGAAUCUGCUAUUGUGACGAUGAGACCGUCUCUCACAAGUCGAAUUAAAGCUGGGGAUGACGCCGGUUAUAUCAGCUCCUACUGAUUCUUCUAUAUAAAUUGCUGGGUGCAGAUGUAUAUUUAAACCCUGUAUUGUAUACGUACAUAAACAUAUAAAUAGACGAUUGGGGAAGCAUGGGUUAUAUUCACUACCUAAAGGGGAGCCUAGACUAGCAGCUGGUUAUUGUAUAUGAACCUAUUGUUCCACUAUAGAAGGAUUAUGCUUGGUUGUUUCUGAAGAAAAUCAGAGCAUGCAACUCUUUUACUGUUA